AUGGGUAACACCCUCUCCAACCGCCCAGACAUCCAAGUCGCCGGCCACUACCGGCCCGUGCUAACAAACUGCCCCUGCUCCCCGUCCUCAAAUCUACGCCUCCGCUCCCGCUCCCGCUCCCGCUCACCCUCCUCCCACGACUACCCCUCCCCCCGCUACCACGCCGCCCUCCCACUCCGCGGCGUAGGCGGGCCAGCACCAUACAGGCCUUCUCCAGGUGGUGGAGCCUUCCGCAGCCCCCGGCCUCCAACACCAGCCGCCUACGGCCCACGGCCCCGCGCCGCCGCGGCGUAUCCCAUGGCCUCGCCACACUGGAGCCCUGCGGCGGCCUACCCGGCGCAGCCGUACCCACAGCCCCAGCCCCAGCCCCAACCGUACCCCCAGCCGCCCGCGCGGCAGCAGCAGCAGCCUCCGUACCAACCGCCAUACCAACCGGGCCCCUAUCAAGCGCAGCCGCAAUACCAACCCCAGCCUCGCCCGCCCGUGGCCGCACAUCAACCGCCCCCAGUACAACGAGACUACGCACGCUUCCCCGGCGACGCCUUCCUGGACGCGUGCUUCUGCAAGACGGCGUGCCGGUGCCGCCAGGGGACGCGCGUGCUGUACCGCAGCCGGCGCGCCGACGGGACCAUGGGCGAGGGGGAGAUCCGGUAUGAGCUGAAGGAGGACGUGGAGAAUGGGAUGGCGGCGUGUGGGGGGGACGAUGGCCGGGGUGGAAAGGGCAGGGGGGAUAGGGGGAAAGGGGAUCGGGGGUGCAGGGAGCGGGUGAAGAAGAGCGAGCGCAAGGUGCUCGGGCGGAUGGAGGCGUUGGAGCGCGGGAGGAGGCGGGAUGUGGACGAGUUGCGGAGGUUGGUGGGGAUGCAGGGGAGACGGGGGGAGGGGUUUGGUGGUGGUGGUGGUGGUGGUGGGGGUGGGGGGAUGGAUCCUAGAAUGGGUAGGGGGAUGAGGGAGAUGCCGUUUGGAAUGGGAGGGGGAGGGCGGAAUGGGUUUGUGGGCGAUCCGUAUGGUGAGAUGGGCGCCGGGGGUGGAGGCGGUCCGGGUGAUAUGUAUGCUGGGAUGGGCUAUGAGCAAGACUUUGGAGAGGAGUCGAUUCCUGACCAUGAGUUUGGCGCCAACCAAGCUGGGCGUUUUGCCAUGGGCGGCGGUAUGCCACCGCGAGGAGCCCGCCCGCCUCGCGGUGCAGGACGAAGACAAAGUGCUAUGGGCGCUGGGCCGGGGAUGCACGACGACGGCCUCGAUGGCGGAGACCCGCGAGGCCAGUUUGGCAACAGGGGCCGAGGAGGCCAACGCGGCGGCAGGCCUCAAUGGGGACGAAGAGGUCUUUCUGGACGGGGCAUGCGGCCUGGGCAACCCCUGGAUGACAGCGAAGGGCUAGCAGGGAAUCCGGGUGGUGAGGGGGAGGAAUGGGUGAGUGAGGAUGAUUCCCGUAGAGAGAAUGCCGAUGGACGCGACGGGCCUGCUGAACCACAGCAACAGCAGCAACAGCAACAGCAACAGAGACCGCCGCCCCAAGCUCGACGGUCCAGCCGGAUGGGGUCGGGGCAGGGAGAGGCUUGGAGAGAAGCAAGAGGUGCGAUGAUGGACUCGGUGCAGGACGAAGAGUUCGGCGGUGGCCCGGGCCGGACUGUGUAGAGAUUACUUGUAGAAGUAUAAUAAGUCCGUACUCGCUAGAGUAUGUUCGGGCCAUAGCGUGAAAUUUUGAAAGACUUGAGGCACGCAUGCACUCGUCCGAGACGAUAGUCGCCUCUCCAACCUUCCAACAACGUCUCUAGAACAUGUGUGCUAUGAUGGUGAUAAGCAGCACC
Mytilinidion resinicola is the source of this 1805-nucleotide messenger RNA. RefSeq lists its product as uncharacterized. Bases 1 to 1632 code for a protein of 543 amino acids. The transcript has 2 exons. Lineage: Eukaryota; Fungi; Ascomycota; Dothideomycetes; Mytilinidiales; Mytilinidiaceae. The record is from RefSeq and is a predicted model, not a curated record.